Messenger RNA from Magallana angulata, 1379 nucleotides. Its product is annotated as poly [ADP-ribose] polymerase tankyrase-2-like. Gene Ontology annotation, molecular function: protein binding. Lineage: Eukaryota; Metazoa; Mollusca; Bivalvia; Ostreida; Ostreidae. The coding region runs from base 63 to 1010 and encodes 315 amino acids. Gene Ontology annotation, biological process: protein localization to ciliary inversin compartment. The record is from RefSeq and is a predicted model, not a curated record. The transcript is spliced from 9 exons. Gene Ontology annotation, cellular component: ciliary inversin compartment.
UACGACUCGGAUCGUCUGCUGAAAAUAGACUCUCUAACGUUAUACGUGACUAGCUAAAUAACAUGAAUGACACAGAGAACCCGCCUUUUCUUGGUCUAAUAUUGGAGAAAGAGUACAUUUUCUCAGUCGCUGUCCAUUACACACUGUUACUUCAUAAUACAAUCAGUGAAGCAGUUAUUUGGAUUCUAGAUGUUAGCAACAAACUUUUGGAAGGCAUAGUCCAGAUUUUGCCAUGUGCACAACUGGAAACUAAGCUCAUCUUAGUUUUUUGUACAAUUUCUGUGCUGAUUUGUGGGAUAACAUGCAUGAAAGCAUCAAAUCGUCGUAGCGAAAGCUUAUUUCCUCCUGCUGGUACUAAUUCCAUGUAUGACACUAGUGUGUUUGAUUUAGCAAAGACAGCUUAUGAACCAGGACACACAGAGGCUGUUGUCAAGCUAGUGGAACACUAUGGAUAUAACAUUAACUAUGUCAUGCCAACAAAUGGUCUAUCCUUAUUUCUGUGUGCUUGUCUGGGUGGAAGAAGGGAGUUGAUUUUAUACAUGCUGGAAAGAGGGGCUGAUGUGAAAAGGACCACAUCUUCAGGAGACACUGCUUUAUACCUGGCCACAUAUGGUAUUCUUAAUUCCCACACACCAGACCAAGAAAUCAUUAAUGACCUCAUAAAGGCAGGAUGUGAUGUGAAUCAACAAAAUGCCAAAGGCUACACCCCUCUCCACCGAGCAGCCAGUAAAGGAAAUCUUACCAUCAUCAGCUGCUUGCUUCACAAUGGUGCAGACCCUUACCUGUGUAGCAAAUCAGGAAUCUAUCCAAUUGACAGUGCCAUUACUGCAGGUCAUGUAGAGGCCGCCGAGCUGCUGAAGGUCGAGGUCACGAACCCUCAUGUAUGGGAUGUGGUGGACCCCCACACUCCGCCCCGGAUACAGCUCGGUCUCCUAAGUCCCCCCAGACGCCACUUGAUGGAAUCAACCCGUAAAGGAUCAAUCACAAAAGUUCAUCGUAGUGAAACCUAAUACUGUAGAAGUAUGCAGUACUUUGAAGAAAAAACCCAAUAAUACCUAUAUAAUCAUGUAGUGGAAGCAAUCCACAGUUGGUGAUUAUAAGACAUUCUUCAUAGAAAAUGCGCAGGAAUUUUUUCCUUCGUUAUUAUUCCAUUUAACUUAGAAUCAUAUGAUUUAUUGUUUAUGAUUUAUUUUUAUUUUUAAAGCAAAGAACAUUUCAAAUUAGCGUUUAACAAACCUAAAAACUUUACCAUUGACAUGCAUUCCACUGCAAUGAAUGCUUAUAAUGAUUGGUAUUAAAAGGUCUUACAUACAUGUAAUUAUAAGAGGUCCGCAUUACAAUUCAUUAGAAAAUUAAUAAAAAGUUGGUUGUCCCUGUAA